AAUAAAUUGCCUGCAGGCAUGAAGGAGUUGACUAAUUUGCAUCAUCUUGAUGUCAGUGGAACUAAAAUUGAAGAGAUGCCGGUGCAAAUGGGUAGAUUGAAAAGUUUGAGAACAUUGACUGCAUUUGUUGUGGGCAAAUCUACUGGGUCAGGCAUAAGAGAACUGAGGGAGUUCCCGCAACUUCAAGGAAAACUAUCAAUUUUGAAGCUACAAAAUGUAGUUGAUGCGAGGGAUGCACUGCACGCCAAUAUGAAGCACAAGAAAGAUCUCAAGGAGUUAGAGUUUUCAUGGGGUACGGAGGAUGCUGAUGAUUCCCAAAAGGAGAAAGAUGUACUCGACAAGCUCCAGCCUUGCAUGAAUUUGGAGAAAUUAACCAUCGGAUUUUAUGGUGGAACCAAUUUUCCGAAUUGGUUAGGAGACUCGUCUUUUUCUAACAUACGAGUCAUGCAUCUCAGUGACUGUAGUUAUUGUUGGUUGCUCCCACCAGUUGGACGGCUACCGGCACUCAAAGAGCUCUGUAUAGAAAGAAUGAAGUCUUUGAGGACGAUUGGCGUUGAAUUCUAUGACAGAGAUGGAGCUUAUCUGACUCAGCCAUUUCGAUCUCUGGAGAAGCUAGAGUUUAGGGAGAUGCCGGAGUGGGAGGAAUGGGUACCAAGUGGAAGUGCAAGUGGAGGUGAAUAUGGUCCAGACUUUCCUCGUCUCCAGGAGCUGAUUCUAAACGAGUGUCCGAAGCUAAGAGGAAGUUUGCCUUGUGAGUUGCCUUGCUUGAAGAAGCUUACGGUGUAUGGGUGUGAGGUUUUACAUGAUGGAAGGGCGGCUACCGCAACUACCAAUAGUCUUAACUAUAAAUCUCUGGAAGAAUUGGAUAUACAUGGUGGAUGCCAAACUCUGUUAUCAUUAUUAGAGACAAAGCUCCUGUCCCGACUUGACAGACAGUGCUUGCCCAACUGCAAUCGUCUUCAAAGUUUGACUCUUUCGAAUUGUCCAACGCUGUCGUCGUUUCCUAAAGAUGGCCUACCCAGUACGUUGACAUCACUUGAUAUAAACAAUUGUAGGAAAUUAGAAUUCCUACCUCAUGAGAUGUUGGCCAAAUUAACAUCGCUUGACUAUUUGUGCGUACAAAAUAGCUGUGAUUCAAUGAGGUCCUUCCCGUUGGGCAUUUUUCCCAAAUUGACGACGCUUCAAAUUCGUGGUUGUGAGAAUCUGGAAUCUUUUUCCUUGAUUGAAGAAGAAGGAGCUGUUGAGAAUCUUAGCCAUCUCAAUGACUUGCAAGUCUCUAAAUGUCCAAAAAUGGUGUGUUUUCACGAGGGAGAAUUGCCCACUCCCAACCUGAGUCACUUUGUAGUCAGUGAUUGCGAGAAUUUGAAGUCAUUGCCCGAACGCCUUCACACCCUCACAGCCCUUCGAUAUUUGUCGAUAUGGAAUCUUCCGAAUCUGGAGUCAUUUGCAGAAGAUGGGGGUUUGCCUCCCAACCUCCGAUCUUUUAGCAUUUGGAAUUGUAAGAGACUGAGGGCUUCAUCAGUGGGAGAGUACUGGGGUUUGCAAGCACUUGACUCCCUUGAGAUCGAUGGAAGUGACCAUGUCUUGGAGACGUUGCUGUUCCCUGCCACUCUUCACACUCUCCGCAUCUCUGAUCUAUCAACUCUGAAAUCUUUGGACGGAAAGGGUCUUGGACACCUCACUUCUCUUCAAAAGCUAGAAAUUGACAGCUGUCCAAGUCUGGAAUUACUGCCAGGAGAGGAACUUCAACACCUCACUUCUCUUCAAACUCUAAUUAUUAGUUCGUGUGGCAGUCUCCAAUGCCUGCCAGAAGAGGAUUUGCCGUCAUCUCUUUCUCAUCUGAGUAUCUGGCGGUGUCCUCCCCUGGAGAAAAGGUAUAAGAAUAAGACGGGACAAGAUUGGGCAAAGAUAUCUCACAUUCCUUGCAUCAAGAUAGGAUACGAACUGAUCAUAUAAUAUGAGCUAUUCCAUAUUUCAUGCUCAACCCUCAACUCUCAAAUCAAAGUCAGGUGAGUCUUUUUGCAGGACGACAUACCUUCUCUUGGCCCUUGGGGAGCUUUUCAAAAUUUGCAAGGUUUCUUUAUGUGGCAUUUCCAGAGGAGGGUCACAGGGCGGAGAAACAGAAAAGGUUUACCUGGAAUAUCUCAUACAUUCCUGCAUGUAGGCAUCAAAUGUACACCAUUUUUAGAAGCCUACUUUUGUCAGAGUCAGUAGAUGCCAGAAUGAAGUCAUUGCCUAAACACAUUGGCACCCUCACAGCCUUCGACAUUUUGGGAUAUAUGAUCUUCAAAAUCUUGUGUCAUUUGCCUCCCAACCUGCAAUAUUUUCAUAUUUUAAAUUGUGACAGACUGAGCCCUUUGGUGGGAGAUUACUGGGGUUUGCAAGGACUUGGUGGCAAUAUCUUGUAGACGUUUCUCAAGGAACAGCUGCUCAAUGCCACUCUUCGCACUCUAUAUAUUAUGGCCUGUCAGUCUAAAAUUCCUGCCAGGAGAGGAACUUGAACGCCUCUCUUCACUGCAAAGGCUACAUAUUUGUGGGUGUGACAAUACCCAAUUCCUGCCAGAAGAGCGUUUGCUGCCAUCUCUUUCUUAUCUGUGCAUCGACCAUUGUUUUGCCAUGUAGAAAAGGUAUCUCACAUUCCUUGCGUCAAGAUAGGUGAAGAAGUGAUCAUAAGGUAUGAGCUCUCUCUCCCUCUCGCUCACAUACAAAGCUUUUCGCAGGACAACAUAUCUUCUCUUGGAGAGAUAUUCAUUUGCAAGGUUUCUUUAUGUGUCAUUUCCAGAGGAGGGUUUACUAUUUAAUAGAAAGGUUCACCUGGAAUAUCUCAACUGACACAUUCCCAAAUACAAGCAUUGAAUGCACAACAUUUUGAGGUUUUACUUAUCUUGAAUUGCAGAAGCCUACUUUUUGACAUAGGUGGCAUGGCACAAACUCGCAUCCGCAUUUCCUUCCCCAUUGGCAUGCUGUCUCAUCUUUUCUAUUCUGUUACCAGCUUGAAGCUUGUGUAGACAUGUUAUGCUCUUGUAAUUCUGAUCACAAACAUCACUUGACAAAUGGAAAGUCACAAUCAGAUCUUUCAGGUGAUCUGGAGGAACAGACCAAACAUGUUCAUAUGUGGCAUUGCUCAAGUCAUCAUCAUUCGGGACAGAGAAUAAGCCUUCAAAUGUCUGCUGAGUCAAUGAACCUUUCUAGAUAUCUCAAGUGUAAUGGAAAUUGAUGAGUUACAAAGGAUUUGUAAACAUUUUCUACUGGAGGCUAGAAAUGCUUCAAAUAAAUGACUGUGUUGCAAUUAUUUUGUAGGAUCAAAGACUCUGCAAAGAGUUUGUUGAUCUUGGGCAAGUGGAGAGAGAGGCGUCAAGUGAUACACAACAACCAUUUUCUGUGAGCUGAUUUGAUAAAGAGAAAUGGUAUGCUUUCUUGUCUUAAGCGGUGUGUUCUGCAAUUAUUUGAAACAAAGGAUGCCGCACUUCAAGUUCGAGAAAAUCAGGAAAAAAUGGCAGCAGCUUUGAUUGGAGAGGCUCUCAUCUCUGCUUCUAUCGAGGUGUUGUGUGACAGAGUUACUUCAGCCGAGUUCAUAGACUUAUUUCAGCAGAAGAACUUGAUGAAACACUCCUCAUGAACCUGAAGACAACACUGUUGAUUUUGUUUGCGGUGCUCAAUGAUGCAGAGGAGAAGCAAAUUGUGAACCCUGCUGUGAGAGAGUGGCUUAACAGCUCAAGCAUGCUGUCUUUGAUGCAGAGGACUUAUUUGAUGAGAUUGACACUGAAGCUUUGCGAUGCAAGCUGGAAGGAACAGACCAAAUAUGUUCACACGUGGCAUCGCUCAAGUCAUCAUCAUUUCAGACUGAAAAUCAGCCUUCAAGUGUCUGUUGAGCCAAUAAACCUUUCUAGAUAUAUCAAGUGCAAUGGAAAUUCAUGAGUUACAUAGAGAUUUGUAAACAUUUUGAAGAUUGCAACACCUGCAAGUGAGAUAGGCGGUGACGAAAUCAGAGCUGAUUUUGAAGCCUCUGAUGCCCCUGUUGUUGCAAGUUGCACCUGAGAACAUGUUUUUUUUUUCUUUGGGGUAAAAAAACUGGCAACAUGUUCGGAGCUGACAAUUCAAUCCCUGAUGAACUAGAGAAGCGAAGCUCCGGUAAGGAAUUGGUCAAGGUUGUGACAGGGAUGAUUGAUGGUGAAAUGGAUGCUAUUUCUUAUUGCAGCCUGUUCUCAAAGUUCUUGUUGGCAAAUGCAAGAGAUGGAGUAUUUUGAUUGGGAGGAGAUAUAAUGACAUGGCUUGACAAUUCUAGAACAGCCCAUCAUUAAUCCCAGAAAAAAUCCAGUUUCUGCUAAACAAUCACUUAUGGCAAGGCCAACUCUGUAAAUGGAAUUUGUGAUCCCUUGAAAUUGUACACAUUUUUUCUUUUUGAGGAAUUUAAUCAAACAGUAUUCUAAUGUA
This is a messenger RNA of Prunus persica (peach), 4434 nucleotides long. RefSeq names its product putative disease resistance protein At3g14460. The transcript has 9 exons. The record is from RefSeq and is a predicted model, not a curated record. Lineage: Eukaryota; Viridiplantae; Streptophyta; Magnoliopsida; Rosales; Rosaceae. Bases 19 to 1956 code for a protein of 645 amino acids.